AUCAAAUCAACGCAAUUUUAUUGUUACCCGUUCCGCUAAGCUUCAGAUUUUCAGAUAAAAUAAUAACAUAGCCGCCCGUGGCCAUACUGAUUUUAACAAUUGAUUCAUUAGGUAAAGGUAGUCAAAAUUAUAGUGGAUUUUUAAUUCCAAACCGCACAAAAUAACAACACGUCUCGUGUCUCGUCGCUGUUGAUCAUUUUUGGAUAAGAUUUUUUAAUACUAUUAUAGUAGCGUAGAUCUUUCUAUGCAUGUACUGCGGCGCGCAAAUAUCACCUGUGCAAUUAGUUUGAUAAACCCUUUAAAGCAGCCAUUGCGUCGCAGUUACGUAGCUCGACCGGUGUUGUCCUUAUCGAAGCAAUUUCGCUCUUAUCACCACAAAGUCCAUAGCAAAUCGUUCAGUCUUUCAUCGACAAUGGCCGCGAGCAGUUGGUCCAUGGGUCCCGGCACUCUGGAGGUGCCGCUAUCUCUCUUCGCCACAAAUCGUCGCCGGCUGGCGGAGCAGCUGAAGGCUGGCCAAGUGGUGGUCCUCCAAGGAGGAGACGACAUCAGCCACUACGACACUGAUGUCCAGUAUGUGUUUAGACAGGAAGCAUACUUCACAUGGAUGAGUGGGGUCAGAGAGCCGGGGUGCUACCUGGCGCUGGACGUGGCCACCUCCAAGUGCCACCUGUUUGUGCCGCGGCUGCCCGAGGAGUAUGAGGUCUGGAUGGGCAAGCUGCUGACCUGCAGCGACUUCCAGAAGCUGUAUGCUGUCGAUGAAGUGCACUAUGUUGAUGAGAUUGCUGAAAUACUGAAGAGCCUGAAACCGGACUCCUUAUUGACUUUGUCUGGACCAAAUACUGACAGUGGUCUAACAGCUAAAGAGGCAGUAUUCGAGGGAAUCAAUGAGUUCAAAGUCGACAAUGAAACAUUGUUCCCGAUUAUUGCUGAAUUGCGUGUAAUAAAAACCCCGGAGGAGAUCGAAGUGAUGCGCUACGUGUGCAAAGUUUCCUCUGACGCCCAUAAACAAGUGAUGCUAUACGCUCGGCCCGGCGUCUCCGAGUACCAGUGCGAAUCAGUGUUCCUCGACCACUGCUACAGGGUGGGCGGGUGUCGCCACGUGUCCUACACUUGCAUCUGCGGCGCGGGACACAACGGCGCCACGCUGCACUACGGACACGCCGCCGCGCCCAAUUAUGCUAGAUUGAAGGACGGGGAUAUGUGUCUAUUCGACAUGGGCGGCAACUACGCGGGCUACGCGGCGGACAUCACGGUCUCGUUCCCGGCGAGCGGCCGCUUCACCGCCGACCAGAGGCUGGUGUACGAGGCCGUGCUGGCCGCCAGGGACGCUGUCAUGCAAGCGCUCAAGCCCGGCGUGGAAUGGCCGGAGAUGCACCUGCUAGCCAACCGCGCCAUGUUGGCCCACCUGCGCGACGGAGGCCUUCUGAAGGGAGAUAUCGAGGACAUGAUCACUCACGGCAUCCACGGCAUCCUCCAACCGCACGGCCUCGGCCACCUCAUCGGGCUGGACGUGCACGAUGUGGGCGGGUACCUCGCUAGCUGCCCGCCGCGGCCGCCGCGCGCGCCGCUGAGCCGCCUGCGCACCGCCCGCGCCCUGCUGCCGUGCAUGUGCCUCACCGUCGAGCCCGGCUGCUACUUCAUAGAUAGGCUGCUAGACCAAGCACUAGCCAACCCGGAGCAAGCCCGCUUCUUCAACACAGAGAUGCUGCAGAGGUUCCGCGGCUUCGGCGGAGUGAGGAUCGAAGAUGACGUGGUGAUCACGGAGACUGGAGUGGAGAAUAUGACCUUCGUGCCUAGGACUGUGGCCGAAAUCGAAGAACACAUGAAAAAUGGAGCGAACUUUACGAAUGCCUAAAUAUCAAAAUACAUCAUUUUAGUAGCUACAUAUUAACUUGUACAAUAUUGUAUAUAAGUAAAUAUUAUAAAUUUAUAACCAGUACGUAACUAUAGGGAUAAUUUUUUUAUUCAUAAUAUACUUAUGUAUUUCUAUUAAUUGAAAGACUGUAGAAAAAUAUAUAAUCGUGUACUAAAGCAUCAUGUGAUAGAGAUCUAUUUUUAUUUACAAAGUUUAUAAUAAAACAGAAGUCAUCAUAGCAA
Molecule: messenger RNA, 2097 nt
Organism: Plutella xylostella (diamondback moth)
Lineage: Eukaryota; Metazoa; Arthropoda; Insecta; Lepidoptera; Plutellidae
Gene: Dip-C
Product: dipeptidase C
Molecular function (GO): metalloaminopeptidase activity; manganese ion binding
Source: RefSeq, a predicted model, not a curated record